GCUCUCCCAUCCCUCCCAUGAGUUCAAAGAGCUGAAUGACAGUGUGGCCAAAGGAAACUCUUACACAACAGGCCUACUGUUGACAGAAGGAUAAGUUCCUGUGUACUGAAAGCUGAACUGAGUGGGGCAGUGAACGGGACUUUAUAUGUGUGACGUGAGUAAAACUUUUCUUCAAACUAUCAAAUCAAAUAAAAAGUUGCGCUUAAAGCUAUUGACCUGCAUAAGAUGUUAUUAAUAAGUGAACAUGAGCGCUUUCAGGCUGCAGCAACUGAAUAGUCACAUUCUCUCUGGAGGAAAGACUGCAGCCAUGUCAGGCUCACCUAGCCCUCUAACCACCCAUGUGCUGAACACGGCACUUGGUGUUCCAGGAUCAAACAUGACCCUCAGACUUUAUAGACAAGACCCCUCCACCAAUGGCUGGCAUCUGGUUACCACUGGGUGCACUAACAGUGAUGGUCGAUGUCCGGGGCUAAUCACACAGCAGCAGUUUAAACCUGGUGUGUACAAGCUGAACUUUGAGACUGGUCAGUACUGGGCCAGCAUGGGACAGACUUCAUUUUAUCCCUUUGUGGAGAUUGUUUUCACUAUAACUGACUCGGACCAGAGGUAUCAUGUGCCGCUGCUUGUCAGUCGUUUCUCCUACAGCACGUACAGGGGGAGCUAGAGAAGAUUUGUGAUCAAUCGCCUCAACCUUUGCCUUCUGACUGCCUGAUUGAAGAAAAAGGCAUUGAUUACUCCACAUAGUAGGCUAUGGUCAUUGCAACAAAGUGAUGAAAGAAGCAAAUGUUCAUUUUCUCCAAGAGAAUUAGCUUUACAACUUCAAAUCUUUUUUUUUAUUACAACCAUAGAAAUAAACUUCACAUGUACUCAAUCUGGUGUAAAACACACAAAUAAGUCUAACUUUGAGAUUGUUUUCCCUGCAUUAUUCAAACGUGUUAACGGUUUUUGAC
Messenger RNA from Cyprinodon variegatus (sheepshead minnow), 950 nucleotides. RefSeq names its product 5-hydroxyisourate hydrolase-like (gene uraha). Gene Ontology annotation, biological process: purine nucleobase metabolic process. The transcript is spliced from 4 exons. The coding region runs from base 245 to 664 and encodes 139 amino acids. Gene Ontology annotation, molecular function: hydroxyisourate hydrolase activity. NCBI's taxonomy places the organism in Eukaryota, Metazoa, Chordata, Actinopteri, Cyprinodontiformes, Cyprinodontidae. The record is from RefSeq and is a predicted model, not a curated record.